This is a messenger RNA of Callorhinus ursinus (northern fur seal), 1422 nucleotides long. It is a transcript of the gene F9, whose product is annotated as coagulation factor IX. Gene Ontology annotation, molecular function: serine-type endopeptidase activity; calcium ion binding. Lineage: Eukaryota; Metazoa; Chordata; Mammalia; Carnivora; Otariidae. The record is from RefSeq and is a predicted model, not a curated record. Gene Ontology annotation, biological process: zymogen activation; blood coagulation. Gene Ontology annotation, cellular component: extracellular region.
AUGCAGUGCCUGAAUAGGAUCAUGGCAGAAUCACUGGGCCUCAUCACCAUCUGCCUUUUAGGAUAUCUACUCAGUGCUGAAUGUACAGUUUUUCUUGAUCGCAAAAAUGCCACCAAAAUUCUGAAUCGGCCAAAGAGGUAUAAUUCAGGUAAACUGGAAGAGUUUGUUCAAGGUAACCUUGAGAGAGAAUGUAUGGAAGAAAAGUGUAGUUUUGAAGAAGCCCGAGAAGUUUUUGAAAACACUGAAAAAACCACUGAAUUUUGGAAGCAAUACGUUGAUGGAGACCAAUGUGAGUCCAAUCCCUGUUUAAAUGGCGGCAUAUGCAAAGAUGAUAUUAAUUCCUAUGAAUGUUGGUGUCAAGCUGGAUUUGAAGGAAAGAACUGUGAAUUAGAUGUAACGUGCAACAUUAAGAAUGGCAGAUGCAAGCAGUUUUGUAAAUUGGGCGCUGGUAACAAGGUGGUUUGCUCCUGUACCACGGGGUACCAACUUGCGGGAGACCAAAGGUCCUGCGAACCAGCAGUGCCAUUUCCAUGUGGAAGAGUCUCUGUCCCGCACGUUUCUACGACACUCACCCGUGCUGAAACUUUUUUUUCCAAUAUGGACUAUGAAAAUUCCACUGAAGUGGAAAAAAAUUUCGAGAACCUCACCCAACCUCUCAACGACCUUACUCGAAUUGUUGGUGGAAAAGAUGCCAAACCAGGUCAAUUCCCUUGGCAGGUCCUUUUGAAUGGGAAAGUUGAUGCAUUCUGUGGAGGUUCCAUCAUCAAUGAAAAAUGGGUGGUAACUGCAGCCCACUGCAUUGAGCCUGAUGAUAAAAUUACCGUGGUUGCAGGUGAAUAUAACACCGAGGUGAGGGAACCUACGGAGCAAAAGCGAAAUGUGAUUCGCACUAUUCUUCACCACAGCUACAACGCAACUAUUAACAAGUACAACCAUGACAUUGCCCUUUUGGAACUGGAUGAGCCCUUAACGCUAAAUAGCUAUGUAACACCUAUUUGCGUUGCUGACAGGGAAUACACGAACAUCUUCCUCAAAUUUGGAUCCGGCUACGUGAGUGGCUGGGGGAGAGUCUUCAACAGAGGGAGAUCAGCUUCAAUUCUUCAGUACCUUAAAGUUCCACUUGUUGACCGAGCCACAUGCCUUCGCUCCACAAAGUUCACCAUCUAUAAUAACAUGUUCUGUGCUGGCUUCCAUGAGGGAGGUAAAGAUUCAUGUCAGGGAGAUAGUGGGGGACCCCAUAUUACCGAAGUGGAAGGCAUCAGUUUCUUAACUGGAAUCAUUAGCUGGGGUGAAGAGUGUGCAAUGAAAGGAAAAUACGGAAUAUAUACCAAGGUGUCCCGGUACGUCAACUGGAUCAAAGAAAAGACAAAGCUCAACUAAAGAAAAAAAAAAUGUAUUUCCAAGGUUGACAUAUUUGGGGUU